Symphalangus syndactylus (siamang) is the source of this 11241-nucleotide messenger RNA. RefSeq names its product tripartite motif containing 66 (gene TRIM66). NCBI's taxonomy places the organism in Eukaryota, Metazoa, Chordata, Mammalia, Primates, Hylobatidae. Gene Ontology annotation, cellular component: chromatin. Gene Ontology annotation, molecular function: zinc ion binding; protein binding. The record is from RefSeq and is a predicted model, not a curated record.
GAGCGGGGCCUCUUGGUCUCGCGGGAUUGCGCGUCUGCUAGUCGCUUCCUCUUUUUGGGGGUGGUGAUCCCCCUCACGGAGUGUCCUGGUGGCGGUGAACGGUCUCGCAUUAUGGUCUUCAUCCCUCCAUCAACCUUAAUCACAUACUGCAUGUGACCAGCAGGAAGAGGGGUCUUGAGAGUAGGAGGCGAGAUCAAAGAAGACAUAAUCGUCUAUUUGACAUCAAAACUGGCCAGUAAGUGCACAAGAAAUGAGCUGGGUUACCUGGAACCUAACCUUGGGAAGAUGAUCUGUCAAUGGAGGUCGACAGAGGUCUGAGAGAGCAGACAAAGCUGAGUUCUCUGUCUGCAAAGUGGAGUAGCAGCCAGAUAUUUGGCAUUAGGGGACCUGUCCCUCCCAACUAGGCACAUGGGACAUGACCUUUGGCCAUGACUCCUGAGGGGUGUCCUCUGCGACAUCUCUUCUGAAGUACAGCAUGGCUUUGUGACAUCUCAGGCAUCUGGGCUUCCUCAGAGUGUGAGGGCCUCAGAAAAUACCUCAGAAAUGAACGGAAGAGAUGAUACCAGGCAGCAGCCUGGUGAGGCAGGCAAGUGUGCUGAUUUUUUGCUGCCCCAGGCCUCUCUCCAGGUGGCCUUGGGAACACAUCAUCACCCUGAAGAAGGCUCUGGUGAUCCCUCUUCCUUUCUCUCCUCGCUGGGUUCCUGAAUUCGACAUCAGUCCUUCAGACAGCAGCAACAUCCUGGAUGGAUCCAGCUCUGUUUUCUUGCUCUCCAUCUUUAGAUGUGGACAUUUGGAAAUAUUAUGUUCAUUUUCUUUUUUAAGUAGAGCACUGUUAAUCAAGAUGGGAAGAAGCAGUGUUUCUGCUUUUUUUCCAAGUGAGAAUUAGACAAAAACUCAGAAAUCCCAAUUUACUUCAGAAAGACUUGAAAAUUAUACAUAAUAGACAGUACAACAGUAAAGAAAAUUCUGAAAAAAAUAUAAGUAUAAGCAACUCAAAUCAUUCCACCCUACGAUGCCAUUUUCUUUUCUGAGUAUUACCUUUCAACCCUUGUAUACAUGGAGACAUAGCUGUCUGCAAAGUUAAUGAUCAUAGUAUACAAAUCCUUUUGUAUUCUUUUUAUUUAAUACCAUGGCAGUUUUUCGUAUCACUACCCAGUCUUCAGGAUUAUUUUUAACAGCUGAAGAAUAAUUUAUUUUCAGCAUGUACUAUCAUUUAUUAAGCCACUUUCUUUUGUAUUUUGUUUUUUAAAAAAAUUCUUAUUGUAUUCUUUGCUGUUAGAGACAAUGAUGGAAUGAGCAUUUGUAUAUAAUUUUUUCUUCUCCUGUUGAAUAACUUGUCUAGGAUAAAUUCCCAGGAGUGAGACUGCUGGAUUAUAUGAAAACUUCCAGGUGGCUUCUUACUACUUUCAGUGCUGUGAAUGCAAGGAGUACACGUGGAACACACAAACUCCCGAAAAAUGCAGUCCUCUGCCAGGCACGGUGGCUCACACCUGUAAUCCCAGCGCUUUGGGAGGCUGAGAGCUCAUCUCCUGUCCUGGGUGUAAACGAGUGUAUCUUACCAGGGAUGUAACUGAACAUUUUUUUCUGCAUUGUGUUCCUACUGAGCAACCCAAGAUGGCCAGGAACUGCUCCGAGUGCAAGGAGAAGAGGGCAGCACAUAUCCUCUGCACCUACUGCAAUCGCUGGCUGUGCAGCUCUUGCACAGAGGAACACCGACACAGCCCUGUCCCUGGGGACCCGUUCUUUCCUCGGGCCCAGAAGGGAUCUCCAGGAGUGAAUGGUGGUUCCGGAGACUUCACCUUGUAUUGUCCUCUACACACACAGGAAGUACUCAAGCUAUUCUGUGAGACAUGUGAUAUGCUCACUUGCCAUAGCUGCCUAAUGGUGGAACACAAAGAACACAGGUGCAGACAUGUUGAAGAAGUUUUGCAAAACCAGAGGAUGCUUCUGGAAAGUGUGACUACACAGGUGGCACAUAAGAAAUCCAGUCUACAGACAUCUGCAAAGCAAAUUGAGGACAGGAUUUUUGAAGUGAAGCAUCAGCAUAGGAAGGUGGAAAACCAGAUCAAAAUGGCCAAGAUGGUUCUGAUGAAUGAGCUGAACAAACAGGCCAAUGGGCUAAUAGAGGAAUUAGAGGGGAUUACUAAUGAGAGAAAGCGGAAGCUGGAACAGCAGUUACAGAGCAUCAUGGUUCUCAACCGUCAGUUUGAGCAUGUGCAGAAUUUCAUCAACUGGGCUGUCUGCAGCAAAACCAGUGUCCCUUUUCUUUUCAGCAAAGAGCUGAUUGUGUUUCAGAUGCAGCGAUUGCUGGAGACAAGUUGUAACACAGAUCCUGGCUCCCCUUGGAGUAUCAGAUUCACCUGGGAGCCUAACUUCUGGACCAAGCAGCUGGCUUCUCUUGGCUGCAUAACUACUGAAGGUGGACAAAUGUCCAGGGCAGAUGCUCCUGGUUAUGGAGGCUUACAGGGGUCAUCACCCUUUUAUCAAAGCCACCAGUCUCCAGUGGCUCAGCAAGAGGCUCUUAGCCACCCCUCACACAAGUUCCAGUCUCCAGCAGUGUGCUCCUCAUCUGUGUGCUGCUCCCACUGCUCCCCAGUCUCGCCUUCCCUCAAAGGCCAGGUCCCCCCACCUAGCAUACACCCAGCCCACAGUUUUAGGCAGCCCUCUGAGAUGGUGCCCCAGCAGCUGGGGUCUCUGCAGUGCUCUGCCCUGCUGCCCAGGGAGAAAGAGCUGGCCUGCAGCCCUCAUCCACCAAAGCUGCUGCAGCCCUGGCUGGAAACCCAGCCCCCUGUGGAGCGGGAGAGCACAUCCCAGCGGCUGGGGCAGCAGCUGACUUCCCAGCCCGUGUGCAUUGUCCCCCCACAGGAUGUUCAGCAAGGAGCCCAUGCCCAGCCCACCUUACAGACACCCUCUAUCCACGUCCAGUUUGGCCACCACCAGAAGCUGAAGCUCAGUCACUUUCAGCAGCAGCCACAGCAGCAGCUACCACCUCCACCACCACCCCUCCCCCACCCCCCACCUCCUCUCCCCCCUCCCCCACAGCAGUCACACCCACCUCUACCUCCAUCCCAGCAUCUAGCUUCUAGUCAGUACGAGAGCCCUCCUGGCCCUUCCUGUUCUCAGAACAUGGACAUAAUGCAUCACAAGUUUGAGCUGGAGGAAAUGCAGAAGGACUUGGAGCUUCUUCUCCAGGCUCAACAGCCCAGCCUGCAACUGAGUCAGACCAAAUCUCCUCAGCAUCUUCAGCAAACCAUUGUGGGGCAGAUCAACUACAUUGUGAGGCAGCCAGCACCUGUCCAGUCCCAGAGCCAGGAGGAGACCCUGCAGGCUACAGAUGAGCCCCCAGCAUCUGAGGGCUCAAAGCCAGCUCUCCCUCUUGACAAGAAUACUGCUGCUGCCUUGCCCCAGGCGUCUGGGGAAGAAACCCCUCGCAGUGUCCCCCCAGUGGACAGCACCAUCCAGCACUCCUCUCCAAAUGUGGUGAGAAAGCACUCCACCUCGGUGAGCAUCAUGGGCUUUUCCAACACUCUGGAGAUGGAGUUGUCAUCUACCAGGUUGGAGAGGCCCCUAGAACCACAGAUCCAGAGUGUGAGCAACCUGACAGCUGGUGCCCCCCAGGCAGUACCAAGCCUGCUGAGUGCUCCCCCCAAAAUGGUGUCUAGCCUGACAAGUGUUCAAAACCAGGCCAUGCCCAGCCUGACAACCAGUCACCUACAGACUGUGCCCAGCCUUGUGCAUAACACAUUCCAGUCCAUGCCCAACCUGAUAAGUGACUCCCCUCAGGCUAUGGCAAGCCUGGCAAGUGAUCACCCUCAGGCUGGGUCCAGCCUAAUGUCUGGUCACACCCAGGCUGUGCCGAGUCUUGCAACUUGUCCUCUGCAGAGCAUCCCUCCAGUUUCUGACAUACAGCCAGAAACCGGGUCCAGCUCCAGUUCUGGCCGAACUUCAGGGAGCCUGUGCCCCGGAGAUGGGGCUGAUCCCUCCCUGGGGAAUGCUCUGUGUAAGAUGGAAAGUGAGGAUUCCACUCACUUCACUGACUCACUGGGACAAGGUCUCAUAGUCUCUGGUCUGGAUGCUCCCAAGGACUUGGCCAUCCCCUCAGAGCUGGAGGAGCCAAUUAACCUCUCUGUGAAGAAACCUCCACUGGCGCCAGUGGUCAGCACAUCUACAGCUCUGCAGCAGUACCGGAACCCCAAAGAGUGUGAGAAUUUUGAACAAGGAGCCCUAGAGCUGGAUGCAAAAGAGAACGAGAGCAUCAGAGCCUUCAAUAGCGAGCAUAAGAUUCCCUAUGUGCGACUGGAGCGACUCAAGAUCUGUGCUGCCUCCUCAGGAGAGAUGCCUGUGUUCAAACUGAAGCCACAGAAGAAUGAUCAGGGUGGGAGCUUCCUGCUGAUCAUCGAGUGUGGCACUGAGUCCUCCAGCAUGUCCAUUAAGGUCAGCCAGGACAGACUGUCUGAGGCCACCCAGGCCCCAGGUCUGGAGGGAAGAAAGGUCACUGUCACUUCUCUGGCUGGGCAGCGGCCACCAGAAGUGGAGGGCACAUCUCCUGAAGAACACAGACUCAUUCCUCGAACCCCAGGAGCCAAGAAGGGCCCCCCAGCCCCAAUAGAGAAUGAGGACUUCUGUGCUGUUUGCCUCAAUGGUGGAGAGUUACUGUGCUGUGACCGCUGCCCCAAAGUGUUCCACCUCUCCUGCCAUGUGCCAGCCUUGCUCAGCUUCCCAGGGGGAGAGUGGGUGUGUACCUUGUGCCGCAGCCUGACCCAGCCCGAGAUGGAGUACGACUGUGAGAAUGCCCGCUAUAACCAGCCUGGAAUGCGGGCAUCUCCUGGCCUAAGCAUGUAUGACCAGAAGAAGUGUGAGAAGCUGGUAUUGUCCUUGUGCUGCAAUAACCUCAGCCUGCCCUUCCAUGAACCUGUCAGCCCCCUGGCCCGGCAUUAUUACCAGAUUAUCAAGAGGCCCAUGGACCUGUCAAUCAUCCGGAGGAAGCUGCAAAAGAAGGACCCGGCUCACUAUACCACCCCAGAGGAGGUGGUAUCAGAUGUGCGCCUCAUGUUCUGGAACUGUGCUAAGUUCAAUUACCCUGACUCCGAGGUUGCAGAGGCCGGCCGCUGCCUGGAAGUGUUCUUUGAGGGCUGGUUGAAGGAGAUCUACCCAGAGAAACGGUUUGCCCAGCCAAGGCAGGAGGACUCAGACUCCGAGGAGGUGUCUAGUGAGAGUGGAUGUUCCACUCCCCAGGGCUUCCCGUGGCCUUCCUACAUGCAGGAGGGCAUCCAACCCAAGAGGCGGCGACGACAUAUGGAGAAUGAAAGAGCAAAAAGAGUGUCAUUUCGCCUGGCCAACAGCAUCUCUCAGGUGUGAGAGCCAAAAGGAGACUGGGCACUCUGGCAGCUGUUGUCCCAUAUUGUCGACCAUUCCUUCUCAUCAUGCAGCUUAUCCUCUUCAGAGUGUGGAUGGUAGAUGAGUCUUGUUGAACUGUGUAGUGCUCUUCUUUGCCAUUUGCAUCUACAGCAUUUAUUUGGGAGCCGUAGUACAUCCACUACAGAGAAGAUUUCAGUAAUAAACAGGAAAGAGGAAGGUAUUUAUUAUUACCAGAGUAAUCAAUUGUAUAGGCUCCACUUGACAAGACCACACCUGGUUAGGCUUGGGAGGACCUACUUUCCUUGGUGAAUUUUUUUCUGCCUGGGAAAGCAGACCUGUCUAACCUUUUAGUGUCCAGGGCUCAGGAGCCAUGUAUACAUCUGAACUCCUCCUGGGCUCAGAAGUGGGUAAAAGAAGGGAGAGAGGUUUAGACAUAUGGCAGGACUGUGAUCCCUGGCCCAGCACAGCCAAAGACUGUCACUGUUUGCCUUUGCUUGUCCUGUCUGGAUAGAGGCAUCUGCCAUGUGCAGACUAGUGGAGGUUUCUAGAGGCCAUAGGUCUCAAUUUGUGCCUAUUUGGGUUCUAACGGUUUUCAGGGUAUUUGUUUUGCAUAGUCACUUUCCUGAUGUUGACAUAGGUGGCUGCUGUGAAAAUGCUGUGGAUGGUGUGACAUUCUUGGUUGAGCUGGGUGGCUGUGCAGAGACCACUUACAUCUUCUGGUCCAGAUUUCACUUACAGACUUAGAAAGAUGUCCACUUCAGAGCCCGCCCUCUGUGCUACUUACUCUGGGCUAAUCACACUUCUUUAGGGUGAGAACCUGCCUUCCUAGAAGUGACUGUUGGUGCUUGUCAGUGGCCAUACCCUUCAUCAUCCUCAUUUAGAGGUCUGGAUCUUGAGUUCUGCUUGUGAAUACUGUGAGACAGCUGCUGUCUGCUUCAGGUCCAGAGUUCCAUUGGGUGGAGAGAGUAACCCACAACCAGCUCACUCCUCUGGGCCUCUCUUCCUGCUUAAAGAUUCUAGUUCUCAACCUCUCCAAGUUCAUGAGCCAAAGAUCAGAAGUGAGUCUUCUGACUAGCCUGCCUCCAGGCUGUCUACAGCCCCAAAAAAGCUAACACUUUUCUGGCAGCCCUUUUUGUUGGAGGUUAGAGAAGGCCUCAGGGACCAACAGGGGCCAGAUCUAGACAUUCCUGGGGGAAGUUUGUCUAAGGUGGACAGGGGGAAAAAUCAAGAGGCAAAAAGCCAGUGUCCUUUGGUGACCGUGAAGCAACCUCAGAGCCUUAGUUCUCCUAGAAUGCAGAGAGAAGCAUUCUGGAAGCCAUGGGAACAGGAGCUUGAGGCUGCAUCCUGAAUGGAUCUGCAUGGCCCUCGCAGGGUGUUUGUGAAGAUACUGGAGGUCAGGCUACCUCCCAAGCAAGGGCUUGGUUGAGAAGGAACCCAUUGCUUAUAUUGUUGGGGGAGCUAUGAACCUGACAUGUCAGUGGCCAGGACUGAGACAGCUCUGCCUGGUCCUGUCAUUGCGUAGCUAAUUUCAGGGGAGUCUGAGGUCAUGGCUUUGUUUUUGCUAAGAGAUGAAGUUCAAGGAUGUUCUUGUUUGUAGGGCCUUUGCUAAUAAGCAGGUUUUUUUUUUUUUAAUUAGAAAACAUUUCUUCUCUCUUUGUGAGUUGAUGGUAUUGCUCAUUUCCUUCUCUACCCAACCUGAGAGAUCAUCUUCACUUUAAAGCAAACCAUGCCCCUUGGGUUGCCAUUCUUUCAGCAGCACAUGCCACGUUCUCCUAAGCAGAUGGGCUUCCGUGAUCCCGUUUUCUAGUUUGGGGUAACUGAGUCUUCAAUGCUUUACUAGUCCGACAGUCUUUGGACUUAGGCUUCUGCCCUUUGAGACUCACAUGACUUUUUGGUUUGGGAUCUGGUCAUUUCCCUUUCAAUUUUUGAAUCUUCUUCUCUGUUCAGUUGGCUUGGCAAAGUACCCUCUGUUCUCAUGUCACUAAUUCUUGCUCUAGGUCAUCUUUCCUUUGUGCGGCCCACAUUCCCACCAUCCCUGUGAGCUUUGUUGUACUUGGUGUUGGGCAGCUGGUGAGUGUUGUGACAGGCUCGGACCUGAUCCUUCCUCAGGAGCAACUGGAGACCACAAAUUUAAAGCAGAAAUGCCUGUUAAAAGCUUGGCUUUCCUUAUAUCAGUGAGGCUACCAGCUUGGGUGUGGCCUCCUGGGCUCAAGGAUCAGCUUACUGGGCCAGGGGGGUCUUAGUAAUGUGCUGGAGAGACACAUGCUCCCUUCUCAUCACAGAGAGCCUGCAUGUUUAGACACCUGCCUCUUGCUAGCUUUUCCUUUAGACCUAGCCACCAGUGGUUUGAGUCAUGGUUUUGUUUUGUUUUUGCAUGCAAAAACCAGAACAUGACUUAGAAAUUAAAAAAAAAAAAUCCUGCUAGCCAAGUGACUGCCUGCAGAGGCUCUUCAUUAACAUUUGGGCUGAUCCUGCUUUUGACUUACUCCCAUAAUGGCCCAGUUUUGAAGUCAGCCAAGUCCUUUUGUUCUUGACAACAUCAUGCAGUGGAAAUACGGUGAGUUCUAGAUUCUUAUGGGAUAGCAUGCAGUCCUAGAGGAAAAAUUGACUUCUUGGGUGCGCUGAGAAAUAAGACAGUAAAUGGCUUCAGUUGAUGCAGAGGGGAUUUUAGUUAAAAAUUGGUUCAGGAUUUUUAAAUUUUAUUUUAUUUUUUGGCUGGGCGCGGUGGCUCACGCCUGUAAUCCCAGCACUUUGGGAGGCUGAGGUGGGUGGAUCACCUAAGGACAGGAGUUCGAGACCAGCCUGGCCAACAUAGUGAAACCCCGUCUCUACUAAAAAUACAAAUAUCAGCCAAGUGUGAUGGCACAUGCCUGUAAUCCCAGCUACAUGGGAGGCUGAGGCAGGAGACUUGCUUGAAUCCGGGAGGUGGAGGCUGCGGUGAGCUGAGAUCAUGCCAUUGCAUUCCAGCCUGGGCAACAGAAUGAGACUCCAUCUCAAAAAAAAAAAAAAAUUGGUUCAGGAUGAACUUGCAGAGCACUCUUCCAUGGAACAUGGUUACGUUAGCCCUGCCUGACUUCUAGCAAUUGCUAACUAUACACCUUGCCUGUCUCUAGUACCUCUACCUGAGUGGCAACCAGACCCUCCAUAGGCUCUGUUCCGUGGCAGUCCCUGCCAUCCCCCCCCGGCAGACUCUGGCUCCCUCCCCGUACCCAUUUCUAGCAACAGCUCCUUGCCUGGCUGCUAAGACGGAGGCGCCUCCUUGUUUGUUCCUGGGCUCUGUUCUGCUCCCUCUCUCACUCCAUGGAGUCACUUAUAGUCUUCUUUUCUGAACUCCUGAACUGAGCCUUUGCUCCUUCUGGAUCGUCAUCUCCUAGGCUUCUUCUCCCUCCCUCAGUACUGCCAAAAUUGCCCUGCUCCUUUAGUCCAUUUCCAUGACCUCAGCCCUCUCCUCUCCUUGUCUUUUAGCUUUCUCCUGGACUUCUUCCUCUCCCCAGCAUGAACCCAGAGCCUAUCACACACUGAUGUUUUUAUCAGCAUCCUGAACUUUCUCAUGCCCUUCAACUUUUUUUUUUUUUUUUUUUUUUUUUUGAGAGAGAGUCUGGCUCUGUCACCCAGGCUGGAGUGCAGUGGCAUGAUGUCGGCUCAUUGCAACCUCUGCCUUCUGGGCUCAGGUGAUCCUCCCAUCUCAGCCUCCUGAGUAGCUGGGACUACAGGUGCAUGCCAUCAUGCCUGGCUAAUUUUUCUACUUUAGGUAGAGAUGGAGUUUCACCAUGUUGCUCAAGCUGGUAUCAACACUCCUGGGCUCAAACGAUCUGCCUCUCUUGGCCUCCCAAAGUGCUGGGAUUACAGGCGUGAGCCACUGCGCCAGGCGUAUCCCCUUCAAUUUUGCUGAAACUAUCAGCCAUUCUCCAUUUUCGGCAGCAUCAUAUUUGCUGCUUCCACCUCCUGGGCUGCUAAGCAUGACAAAUUCACAGUUGGCAGCCUCAGUUGAGCUCUCAGUAUUGACUGGAAAUUCUUUAACUUGUUGUGACCCCUUUUUUUUCCCCCACCCAUGCCUCUAUCUUUGCCCUCCACAGAUGACUGAGCUCACUGUCUACUUCACAGAAGACAGCCCCUAAAGCAAGAGCUUCCUUGCCCGCUGCUCCUCUCUCCCCUCUCAUUCAUCUGUGUCUGUAACUCUCCCCAACACCUCCAUUCUUGCUCCUAUUUAGUUCUCUAUGUCUUGAAUCCUGUUGUAUGUCCUCCAAGACUGCUCCCUCGCUUAGUCCGCUACUCCCACUCCCUGGAGUCUCCAGCCUCUGUCUCCACUGGUUACCUCCAUACAGCCUGCAAACAAGUUCUCCCCAAGAUUAAAACAGCAUUUCUCAGAGUCUGUUAUCCCUUACACAUUUUCCUUGUUAACCAAGUUACUUUUACAAAGAUCCUUUUAAAACUGAUUCUUCCUCAGCUGUUCUUCAGCCCUGUAUACUUUUUCAUAAAAGUCACCGGUGACUGCCCAGUUGCCAAAUAGAAUGAAUACCUUUCAGUGCUCAGCUGUCUUGACCUCUCCGUAGCAUUUCACACCACCCACCAACCCUCAGUGAAACAACCUCCUCCCUUAGCUUUUAUGACACCACAAGUCUCUGGAUUCUCAGAGAAUCCAAAAAAAACAAGUCUCUGGAUUCUCUCUUACCUCUCAGCCCACACAGGCUGAGCCGUCCUUGAAACCUAGACAGGGGAAAUGUCUGUGGCUGUCUGUGGUCUCUUCUUUUCAGGAGUUGGGUAGGGAGGAAGAAUCACAGCUGCUCCUGCUUCCUCUGUCUGUCUCUCUAUUUCCUGAGUCCUUUCCUUUUCCUGAACUCAGUUCUCAUGCCAACCAUGUUUAUGAGCUCCUGCUGGGAGGACAGCAUCUGUGAGUCCUUCCCUCUGUCUCUCCCAGACAACACAGAGGUUUUAGCCAUGUUUGCUAAGAGACCCCAUCUAAGUCAGCCCGAGGGUGUGGAUUGGGUUUUACAGCAUCCAGGCUGCAGUCUGGCUAAACUGGAUGACUAGGCUGGCGGGCAGCUCCUCACCAUGAUGCUGCACCAGUUAGAGCCUGCUGCAGUUGGGAAGUGCCUGGGAUUGUGGUAAGACAUGUUUCCAUGCAUGUCAGUGCUGCUAACCAGGAGGAGAACCUGGCAGGGUGGGUGCCUGCUGCUGAUAACAUUCGGAUGGAGGGAGACUAGGGAGUGCGGUGGCUGCUCCCUUGCUGGGGCUCAGCUGGAGUCAGCAUGACUCCCUAUAUCAGGGCCUUUCCCACCUGUGCUGAUUACCACCACCUGCUUGCUCCAGUUGUUUCUGGAGUUGGAGGCAGCUAUUGGUUGCUUUCUUGGAGGUAAGGAGGUAUAUACUAGAAAGAUAUCUGAUUUGAGAGUCUGAACACCAAAAUUUUUGGCUCUUUCCAUUAUGAACUGUGUGACCUUGGAUACAGUUUCCUCAUCUAUAAGGUUGUGGUGGGAGAAUGGCUGAGAACAGUGAUCUCUCAGCUCUCCAGCUGUAAAGAUGUUAAUUAUGAUUUUAACUCUAAAGAUCAGGGCACAUAAGGAACGGGAAUUCUGGGGGUGGGACACAGCUUGGGGAGCUCAGACCAGGGCAGGGAAAGGGGACUCACAAGCCAAACAGAGCUGCUUUGGGGAAAGUUCUUAUCAGCUGGUGCUGCUUCCUGAGCCAUAUGCCCAUUCCUCAAGCUGCACCCUUUUCUUGGCUAUGUAGGAUGAGUUCCUCCUAGGCCCUUGUUAGGAGCGGCUACUGGAUCCAAAGCGGUUGGGGCAUGAGGGAGGAUAUUUUAAAGGGAAGUAUCACUGAUCUUAAAAGAACCUAUACAUUCAAGAACAAAUAAAAAACAGCACUUUUCUUUACCAAGAA